Molecule: messenger RNA, 1969 nt
Organism: Pristis pectinata (smalltooth sawfish)
Lineage: Eukaryota; Metazoa; Chordata; Chondrichthyes; Rhinopristiformes; Pristidae
Product: gamma-glutamyl hydrolase-like
Biological process (GO): tetrahydrofolylpolyglutamate metabolic process
Cellular component (GO): vacuole
Molecular function (GO): gamma-glutamyl-peptidase activity
Source: RefSeq, a predicted model, not a curated record
CUCGGGUCAGAUCCCAGAGUUGACUCAACUUCUGCUCUUACUACUAGAUUUUAUUUCUAGUGAAUCCUGAAUCUGUGGGGUGGAAGCCCCCCGUCCCACCCCGGAUCUGUGGGCUACUGGGGCAAAGGGUGCUCGGGGGCCAGUGUCAGGAGUAGGGGGUGAUGGCAGAUACACCUGGUGGGGUCGGUGUUGGUGUCACUGUCACACUCAGUAAUAGUGCGCUGGGCCGUCACACUCAGUAAUAGUGUGCUGUCUGUCACACAGUAAUAGUGGGCUGUCACACUCAGUAAUAGUGCCCUGUCUGUCACACUCAGUAAUAAGUGUGCUGGGCUGUCACACUCAGUGAUAAGUGUGCUGUCACACUCAGUAAUAGUGCACUGGGCUGCCGCACAGUAAUAGUGUGCUGGGCUGUCACACUCGGUAAUAGUGCACUGGGCUGUCACACUCAGUAAUAGUGUGCUGUUUGUGACACUCAGUAAUAGCGCGCUGGGCCGUCACACUCAGUAACAAGUGUGCGGUCACACGGAGUCCGGUGAACAGGGUUUUGUUGCGGGGUUUCACAGGCGGUUAUGUAACAGGGAGUGCCCUGGUUUGGCGGGUUUUUAAGCAGCGUCUUUGCUGAGAGACGAUCAUUCGGAGCGGAUUAUCCCAGCGACGGUUCGCAGACAUGAACGGACAAGCCAGGGCGAGAACGCUGAAUGACCGGCCUAUCAUAGGGAUCUUGGCACAGCACACGGUGGAUGACCUGUCCGAGGUGGCCGCGACCUACGUGGCGUCUUCCUACGUGAAGUACCUGGAGUCGGCCGGCUGCAGAGUGGCGGUUAUCAGGUUGUAUCUCAGUGAGACUGAAUAUGAGAAGAUAUUUUACUCAAUAAACGGGAUCCUGCUCCCCGGAGGAGCCGUGGACCUGCAGACCUCCGAGUUCGCCCGGGUGGCCGGGAUCUUCUACAGGCUGGCAUUGGAGGCCUGUGACCAGGGCGACUACUUCCCGGUGUGGGGGACGUGCCUGGGGCACCAGCUGCUGACGGCGCUCACCGCCGGCCAGAAUCUGCUCAGCAGGACGGACAGCAGCAAAGUGGCGCUAACGCUGGACUUCACCGAGGAAACGAAGUGGUGUAAAAUGUUCCGAGAUUUCUCCCCGGAGAUGCUGAGAGUUUUGUCGGAAAAACCGCUGACCGGAAACUUCCACAAGUACAGCGUCACGCUGCAGGCCUUCGAAGCGAAUGAGAAGUUGCGCUCGUUCUACAGACUGGUCAGCACCAGCGCCGACCGGCAGGGAGUCACCUUGUCUCGACCAUGGAAGCGUUCCGAUAUCCGAUUUACGGCACCCAGUGGCAUCCGGAAGCGAACCGAUAUUUUUGGGAGGAAAGCUUGGAUGCCCCACACUGUCCCCUGGGAGUCAGGAUGUCCUACCUGAAUGGCUGAGUUCUUCGUCAAUGAAGCCAGGAGAAAUUUUCACCAGUUUGAGAAUAAGGAAGAGGAAGAAUCUGUCCUCAUUGAUCGACACACGCCUACAUGGGACAGGAGCUCUUUCCGAAGCGUCUACCUCUUUGACUGACCUGCUGUGGGUAACUGACUGAGUUUGUACCCUGCAGACCGCAUGGGUGAUGUGAAGCUUCUGUCCUGUCCACACAAUGUCUUCCAGCCACAAAAUCCUGCAGGUGCUGGCGAUCUAUAAACCUGGGAAUACUCAGCCAAGAAGCCAGCCCCUGUGGAAGAAGGGGUCACGUGCUUUGUGUUAAUGACCUUCCAUCGGUUCUGAUGCGAGAUCAUUGAUCUGGAACUCUUGAGUGCAGACGAGAAGCUCAGCUGUGCGGGCAUCACAGUCAAGUCCCAUCCACGUCGCCAGGGUUUCUGUGCAGGAAUGUGGAAGCUCUCAGAACCUUGUACAGAUGGUGGUUGAGAUGGGUGACAGGGCAGGGGGCAGGUUCGGCAGGGUGUGUGGGCAACAUUCAACCAUCUUUCUGUC